Molecule: messenger RNA, 1549 nt
Organism: Microstroma glucosiphilum
Lineage: Eukaryota; Fungi; Basidiomycota; Exobasidiomycetes; Microstromatales; Microstromataceae
Product: DUF1751-domain-containing protein
Exons: 2
Coding region: 157-1428 (423 amino acids)
Biological process (GO): retrograde vesicle-mediated transport, Golgi to endoplasmic reticulum
Cellular component (GO): Golgi apparatus; membrane
Source: RefSeq, a predicted model, not a curated record
CGCGCUCUCAUACGAAGGAAGCCAUCCUCCGGCUUGUCCUUCCCAUCUGUCCCUCUGGACCAGCGCAAAGCCCCGCUGCGAGCAGCCUGAAGGCGGACCAGGCGACGUAGACGGUGACAGCUUGUCCUUCCUCCACCCACCCACCUCACUCGCAGCAUGGCAGUCAUCAACUUUACCUCUUCUGUCUUGUCCCUGCCGUUGGCAACACGGUCGCUAUCCCUCCUCGUACUUCUCUUCUCUGGCACACUAUUCCUGCUGAGAGUCUUCAGGACAGAGGAGAAGGUCCACUUCUUCAGCUUCUCAAAGACCGACUCAGCCAUUGCCUUCCCCUGGCUGGUCAUUGUCCCAGGCGUAUCCUUCUGGUACCCAUGGACACUCGUCACUUCCGGACUAUGCGAGACCACAUUCAUCGAGUUUCUGGUCACCAUCAUCACACUGCCGCUGGCCGGCAGGUAUCUGGAGAGGAUAUGGGGGGCCAUUGAAUUCGCUAGAUUCACCCUCAUCGUAGUGGUGGGGUCGAAUAUCAUCGCCUGGGUUCUGGCGACGUUGUUGUACAUCGUCCUAGGAAGUGAGGUUGCCUUCUACGGAACACAAUACCACGGCCUCGAAGCUCUGCAAGUAGCCUUCCUCGUUGCCCUGACUCAGCUGAUACCAGAUCAUCAGGUCUACCUCCUCGGCGGCAAGCUGCCUCCCAUGCGAGUGCGCGAUCUGCCCAUGCUCUACGUCACCUUCUCCAACAUCACCUGCCUCUUAGGCUACACCUCUCCCUUCAUCCUCAUCCAAUUCGGCUGGCUCAUCUCAUGGGUAUACCUGCGCUUCUACCGGUACAACCCCGAGAACGGUACAAGGGGCGAUCGGAGCGAGACCUUUGCAUUCGUCCUGUGGUUCCCGCCCUUCGUUCACAAGCCCCUCGGGAUCGGGACAACUUUCCUGCAUGGACUGUUUGCCCGGUUCCACAUCAUCCCACGGUAUCACUACGAGUACAUCCCUGGAGAUCUUGAGUUUGAGGGAGGACAGGACGGAGGGCCGAGUGGAGGGAGUGGGACAACUGCCAGGGCCGAGGCGGAGCGCAGGAGAGCAAUGGCUCUCAAAGCCCUGGACCAGCGCAUGGCGGGAAGGUCGGCAAGUGGGAACACGACUACUUCAGCGAACGCCAACGGCGGACCGUCUUCAGGUCCAGGCAACGCAGGUCUGGCGCCCCAGUCGCGGCCGUCUGCCCCUGUUCCCCCACCCGAGCUGGUCUUCCAAGCCCCAGACGACGAUGAGCCGUUGCGGGCCUCAGCAGCAAAGGCAGCCACGACGCCCAGCUCUCUCGCUAGCAAGAAGCAAGAAGAGGAGCCAGAGUGGCCUUCGAGCGGGGAGGAAGAUGGAGGAGACGACGGGGAUAUUGGAGCGAGUAAUGGCAAGAAGGGAAAGAGGGCAGAUUGACGCGGGGGCAUCGUACAGAAGGAAAGAGGAUGGAUAUAGAUGUCGAUCAUCGAGCAGAGGUAAGCUCCGGACAGCAAUCGCACAAUCUCACUACCAUCAUCGCAUCGCAAAUCCGUCUGAC